CUCGUACUUCAAUUCCUUUGUGUCGUCUGACUUGAACGGUAAAACUUGAGAUUCGUGUGAUAUAAACUUACGCUUUUUUAUUCAAAAUUAACCUUUUGCAAUUGUAAUUUUGUUUAUUUAAUUAUUUAUUUUCGUGUUUGAAUUAUUCAGAAAAAAUGGCAAAAGCUCCAGCUAUUGGUAUCGAUUUGGGUACUACGUACUCGUGUGUCGGUGUAUUCCAACACGGUAAAGUCGAAAUUAUCGCUAACGAUCAAGGUAACAGAACCACGCCGAGUUAUGUCGCCUUCACUGACACCGAACGUUUGAUCGGUGAUGCCGCUAAAAAUCAAGUUGCGAUGAACCCUAACAACACCAUUUUCGAUGCCAAAAGAUUAAUAGGCCGUAAAUUUGAAGACGCCACUGUUCAGGCCGAUAUGAAACACUGGCCAUUCGAAGUCAUUAAUGAUAACACCAAACCUAAAAUUCAAGUUGAAUAUAAAGGCGAAGCUAAAACUUUCUUCCCAGAAGAAAUUUCUUCUAUGGUUUUGGUUAAAAUGAAAGAAACUGCCGAAGCUUAUUUAGGAAAAACCGUUACUAAUGCUGUUAUUACCGUACCAGCUUAUUUCAACGAUUCUCAAAGACAGGCCACAAAAGAUGCCGGUACCAUCUCCGGUUUGAACGUAUUACGUAUCAUUAACGAACCUACCGCUGCUGCCAUCGCUUACGGUUUAGAUAAGAAAGGCACAGGCGAACGUAACGUAUUGAUUUUCGAUCUCGGUGGUGGUACCUUCGAUGUAUCCAUCUUGACCAUCGAAGACGGUAUUUUCGAAGUAAAAUCAACCGCCGGUGAUACUCACUUGGGUGGUGAAGAUUUCGACAACCGAAUGGUCAACCAUUUCGUUCAAGAAUUCAAACGUAAAUACAAGAAAGAUCUCACCCAAAACAAGAGAGCCCUACGUCGUCUGAGAACCGCCUGCGAACGAGCAAAGAGAACUUUAUCAUCGUCGACUCAAGCCAGCAUUGAAAUCGAUUCGCUUUACGAAGGUAUCGAUUUCUACACCUCCAUCACUCGUGCUCGUUUCGAAGAAUUGAACGCCGAUUUAUUCCGAAGCACGAUGGAACCAGUCGAGAAAUCGAUCCGAGAUGCUAAAAUGGACAAAGCUCAAAUCCACGAUAUCGUCUUAGUCGGUGGUUCAACCCGUAUCCCUAAAGUACAAAAAUUAUUGCAAGAUUUCUUCAACGGUAAAGAACUGAACAAAUCGAUCAACCCCGACGAAGCUGUAGCCUACGGUGCCGCCGUCCAAGCCGCCAUUUUACACGGUGACAAAUCGGAAGAAGUACAAGAUUUGCUGUUAUUAGACGUAACGCCAUUGUCUUUGGGUAUCGAAACUGCCGGAGGUGUGAUGACCGUACUCAUCAAACGUAACACAACCAUUCCAACUAAACAAACGCAAACUUUCACCACCUACUCCGAUAACCAACCCGGUGUAUUGAUCCAAGUCUACGAAGGAGAACGUGCUAUGACCAAGGAUAACAACCUCUUGGGUAAAUUCGAAUUAACCGGUAUCCCUCCAGCACCUCGUGGCGUACCUCAAAUCGAAGUCACCUUCGAUAUCGACGCUAACGGUAUCCUUAACGUAAGCGCCAUCGAAAAAUCCACCGGCAAAGAAAACAAAAUCACAAUCACCAACGACAAAGGCCGUCUCAGCAAGGAUGAAAUCGAACGCAUGGUCAACGACGCCGAAAAAUACAAAGCCGAAGACGAUAAACAAAAAUCUGUGAUCGCCGCCAAAAACUCGUUAGAAUCGUACUGCUUCAACAUGAAGAGCACCGUCGAAGAUGAGAAAUUAAAAGAUAAAAUCACCGAAGCCGAUAAAAACACGAUUUUGGAAAAAUGCAACGAAACCAUCCGCUGGUUAGACUCCAACCAAUUGGCCGAAAAAGAAGAAUUCGAACACAAACAAAAAGAAUUAGAAGGUAUUUUCAAUCCGAUCAUUACUAAAUUGUACCAAAGCGGUGGUGUUCCUCCUACCGGUAUGCCAGGCGGUGGCUUCCCCGGAGCUGGUGGUUUCCCCGGUGCCGGCGGCGCUGCUCCCAACGGUGGCGGAUCCGCUGGUCCCACCAUCGAAGAAGUCGAUUAAACGUAAUCGGUUGUUCAUCAGUGAAUCCUCAUUGUUUUCCAUCAUACAAAGCAUUUUUAUUAUUCCUGCUCUUCUUUAUUAAUUUCUGAUUGUUGAAAAAAUUGUACAGUUCGCUACACUAGUCGAUAGGCAUAUUGUUACGUUUGUGUUAUCGAGUAUUUAGUCAUUCCUAUUAUUUUUUUAAAACUUUGUAUUCCAAUUUUUUCAUACGUGUGUUUUGUUUGUUCAUUUUUGUUCCUUUUUUCGCUCUCGGGAUUCACUCGUAAAUAUUAAAAAAAAAACAUCCAAACGAUAUUGUAAUAGUUCAAUAAAUCUUCAGUUUUACCGAC
Planococcus citri (citrus mealybug) is the source of this 2449-nucleotide messenger RNA. Its product is annotated as heat shock 70 kDa protein cognate 4. NCBI's taxonomy places the organism in Eukaryota, Metazoa, Arthropoda, Insecta, Hemiptera, Pseudococcidae. The record is from RefSeq and is a predicted model, not a curated record. Gene Ontology annotation, molecular function: ATP binding; ATP-dependent protein folding chaperone. Bases 156 to 2120 code for a protein of 654 amino acids. Gene Ontology annotation, cellular component: cytoplasm; plasma membrane; nucleus. The transcript is spliced from 5 exons.